Molecule: messenger RNA, 543 nt
Organism: Ustilaginoidea virens
Lineage: Eukaryota; Fungi; Ascomycota; Sordariomycetes; Hypocreales; Clavicipitaceae
Exons: 5
Coding region: 1-543 (180 amino acids)
Biological process (GO): protein folding; protein peptidyl-prolyl isomerization
Molecular function (GO): peptidyl-prolyl cis-trans isomerase activity
Source: RefSeq, a predicted model, not a curated record
AUGGGCAAGCAGGUCUUCUUCGACGUGACCUGGGAAGGUCCCGUUCUGCAGGACGGCAAGCCCACAACCACUGUGAAGGAGCAAUCCGGUCGCAUCACCUUUGACCUGUUUGACGACGUCGUCCCCAAGACUGCCCAAAAUUUCCGAUCUCUAUGCACCGGUGAAAAAGGCUUCGGAUACACUGGCUCCUCUUUCCAUCGCAUUAUCCCCGACUUCAUGUUGCAGGGUGGCGACUUCACCCGUGGUAAUGGUACGGGCGGAAAGUCCAUCUACGGGGACAAGUUUGCCGACGAAAACUUCAAGUUGAAUCACGACCGCCCCGGCUUGCUGUCCAUGGCCAAUGCCGGUCCUAACACCAACGGAUCGCAGUUCUUCAUCACCACCGUCCCGACCUCAUGGCUCAAUGGCCGCCACGUCGUUUUCGGACAGGUCGCCGACAAGGAGUCGAUGGAGAUUGUCAAGGCUAUUGAGGUCACUGGUUCUCAGAACGGCUCCAUCAAGCACUCGAAGCGCGCCACCAUCGCCAAGUCUGGCGAGCUGUAA